AUGUCAAAGCUUCUUUUAUUAACGCACCCACGCCAGAUUAUACUUCCUUGUGAUGAAGCUGCAACUCGUUCUGUCAUUUGCUAUUUGUCUCGAAGUAGAUUACCAUUCCAUGUUGAUCAUAUUUUAAACGCUGAUUCAUGUUCUCCUGAUCACUUACUCCCUGUUACUAUUCUUAAUGGCUCUAUUGUGACUGGUUACACUUCUUUGUGUCUGCGUUUGAGUAUAUUAAAAGCCAAUAAGGAUAUUAAUCUUAAUGGUUCUAAACUUACUUCACGCAGUUUACGACAUUCUUACUUAUUUUGGAUUUCUGAUACAUUACGGAAUGUAAUGCUUUAUUUCACCUGGUUUCAUGAAUCUACCUAUUCGAAUUUGACUUACGAACGUCUUAAAUCUUCUACACCGUGUUUGCUAACUAGAUUUAUUGCCAGACGAAAACGACAACAACAUCUUCGUUUUUUGGAAUCUAUUGGUUGGGAUAAAAUGAGUACAAGUGAUAUCGUGAAAGAUAUGGAAGCACUUUGUGUCAGUAUUGUUGAACUACUUGGUAAUGGCCCAUUUCUAUUUGAACGUAGUACACCUGGGAAGGUUGAUGCCCUUUUGUAUGGACAUUGGACUGUAUUUUGCGAGUUUUCAGAAUAUUUCGUUUCACUAAAACCUGUUUUAGAUAAAUAUUCCGCUAUCAGCGAUCUUAUCAAGCGUGUUGCUGAAAUAUGUGAUCAACCGCUUAGUUGUAAAUAA
Messenger RNA from Schistosoma guineensis, 738 nucleotides. NCBI's taxonomy places the organism in Eukaryota, Metazoa, Platyhelminthes, Trematoda, Strigeidida, Schistosomatidae. The record is from the annotation of a GenBank genome assembly.